Helianthus annuus (common sunflower) is the source of this 1866-nucleotide messenger RNA. RefSeq names its product fructan 6-exohydrolase. Bases 72 to 1733 code for a protein of 553 amino acids. The record is from RefSeq and is a predicted model, not a curated record. Gene Ontology annotation, biological process: carbohydrate metabolic process. NCBI's taxonomy places the organism in Eukaryota, Viridiplantae, Streptophyta, Magnoliopsida, Asterales, Asteraceae. Gene Ontology annotation, molecular function: hydrolase activity, hydrolyzing O-glycosyl compounds. The transcript has 7 exons.
GAGUAUGAUUAUAAAUCUUGCAACACAAAGCAUGAUGAGGACAAGAGCCAGUUUUCAUUCUAACAUUUCUGAUGGCUGGCUCUCACCAUGUUGGAUCGGAAUCGAGCCUUGCUUCGCCAUCGGAUCAGCCUCAUCGGACCGCGUUUCACUUUCAGCCUCCCAAAAACUGGAUGAACGAUCCUAAUGGCCCAAUGUACUACAAUGGAGUCUACCAUUUCUUUUACCAACACAACCCAUUCGGCCCGCUCUUUAAUCCUCAAAUGUACUGGGCCCAUUCGGUAUCGCGUGACUUAAUAAACUGGACCCCACUCAACCACGCCUUUGCCCCGACCCAACCCUUCGACAUCAACGGUUGUUGGUCUGGCUCUGCCACAAUCCUCCCUGGAAACAAACCCGUUAUAUUAUACACUGGACUCGAUUCAGAACACCAUCAAGUCCAAAACCUCGCGGUCCCAAAAGACUUAUCCGAUCCAUACCUUCAAGAAUGGGUCGGGUACACCGGCAAUCCUGUAAUUAACCUCCCCGACGGAAUUCAACAUGAUGACUUCCGAGACCCAACCACCGCGUGGCUUGCAAACGACGGAAAAUGGAGGGUGAUCAUUGGAAGUCAGAAAGACAAGAAGGGAAUCGCGUUUCUUUACCGGUCUGAGGAUUUUGUUAAUUGGAGUAUGCAUGAAUCACCACUGUAUGAAGUUGCAGGCACUGGGAUAUGGGAAUGUCCGGAUUUCUUUCCGGUGUGCGUUGAUAGCAACAAUGGGGUUGAUACAUCUGUAAUGAACUCUAGAGUGAAGCAUGUGUUGAAGGUGGGAUUGUAUGAUUAUACAAGAGACUACUACUUGAUUGGGAGUUAUACUCCUGAGAAAGAAAGCUUUGUUCCUCAAAAUGAACUAACUCUUGACGCCUUAAGAUAUGAUUAUGGAAAGUAUUACGCUUCAAAAUCGUUCUUUGACCCUGUGAAGAAUAGAAGGAUCUUAAUGGGUUGGGUCAAUGAAUCUGAUUCUGAAACUGAUUGCAUUGCUAAAGGAUGGUCCGGACUUCAGUCAUUUCCAAGGAGUAUUUGGCUCGAUCAAAACCAGAAGCAGCUCGUACAAUGGCCUAUUGAGGAAAUUAAAAUGUUACAUGAAAACGAAGUUAGUAUUCAAAAUAUGAACCUUGAAGGUGGAUCAAUACAUGAAAUUGUUGGAAUAACUGCUUCGCAGGCGGAUGUGAAGAUAUCAUUCAAACUAACUAAUUUAGAAAAGGCCGAAGAACUGGACAUGAGUGGGAUCGACCCACAGGUUUUCUGUAGUGAAAUGGAUGCGUCAAAAAAAGGCAAAUUCGGUCCAUUUGGACUAUUAGCUUUGGCUUCCCAUGACUUGUUUGAACAAACUGCAAUCUUUUUUCGGGUUUUCCAAAAUAAUGGACGAUACACUGUGCUAAUGUGUAGUGAUCAAAGCCGGUCUUCUACAAGAAACGGACUUGAUAAAACGACAUAUGGAGCAUUUGUCGACAUAGAUCCUCAACAAGAUGAAAUUUCACUCAGAACUUUGAUAGAUCACUCGAUCGUUGAGAGCUUUGGAGGGGGAGGAAAGACGUGCAUCACGGCUAGGGUUUACCCAACAUUAGCCAUUGGAGACGAUGCCCGUUUGUUUGCAUUUAACUAUGGAACAGAAAGUGUGUUGAUCUCUGAGCUAAGUGCAUGGAGUGUGAAGAAAGCUCGGAUUAACAUCGAAGAAACUAUUGGUUGUACGUAGAUCCAUAAUCUGAUGAAGAUCGUUGAUUCAUCUCAUUCUAGGAAGUGUGUAUUAUAUUGGAAGGAGUUAAUUACCCGGCAUAAUUAGUUAAUUACAAAUAUUUAGCAAAUAAAAACAGGACUAUAGUAACAAA